This is a messenger RNA of Exaiptasia diaphana, 951 nucleotides long. RefSeq lists its product as uncharacterized. Lineage: Eukaryota; Metazoa; Cnidaria; Anthozoa; Actiniaria; Aiptasiidae. The record is from RefSeq and is a predicted model, not a curated record. Bases 1 to 951 code for a protein of 316 amino acids. The transcript has 3 exons.
AUGAAMAGCUUAUUUAUGGAGAAAGUAAUGGAUGAAAGGAAAACCAAUCACUACACAGGAAUGACAAAAGAGUCCCUUCUUCUGGUUUUUAGCUUGGUCAAAGAAAAAUCYGAGCGCAUGAAUUUGUGGAAAGGAACUACAGACACAAAAAGUGGUAACAUUCGUAGCAAGUACUUAAAGCAAAGACAGAAGUGGAGUAAACUUACACCAUUAGAACAGUUUGUAUUUACCUUGGUGAGACUAAAACGAAACCCAAGUUUGGAAUUCUUAUGUGACAUUUUUGGAAUUAGCCAGGGGACUGGAAGUCGUAUUUUUCUGUCUUGGGUAAUGUUAUUGGAGAAAGAAUUGCAGUACCUAUUGCCCUUUUCCACCAGGGAAGAUUUAAAAGGAAUUGCAAAACCAAAAGUUUUCAAACAAAAGCCUUUUCAGGAUGUGCGGGCAAUAAUAGAUUGUACUGAAUUUUAUAUUGAGAAACCUUCAAAGCCAUCAACCCAGAGGUCAACAUAUAGUCAGUACAAAUCAUCAAAUACUUUUAAGCUGCUUGUGUCUCCUAUAUGUCAUUUUAAUUUUGUAUCAAAACUUUACAGUGGAAGCAUAAGUGACAAGGAAAUUGUUAGAACUAGUGGCUUCCUGGACCACCUCCAACCAGGGGAUGGUGUGAUGGCUGACAAGGGGUUUAAUAUUCAGGACCUCUUGGCAUUGCACAAUGCACUUUUACAUGCCCCUCCAAUGAUGAGUAAAACAAACAUAUCAGCAAAAGCAUCAACAGCAACAAGACGUGUUGCAACAGCAAGAGUUCACAUUGAACGAAUGAUCAGAAUGCUAAAGUUAUUCUGUUUUCUCAGGGGWGUAAUUUCUCUCACGCAUAAGCCAUACAUUGACUCAGUUGUCACUGUUUGUGCCAUGUUAGUAAAUAUACAGCCAGCUGCUAUAAGUGAUAUGGAAGAUUGA